AUGAAUUAAUUGGAUGACCUUGAUAUUGAUGAAGAUUUUUUAGUUCAACCUGCUAAUCAAUUCAUUGAUGAUGAUCAAAAUGAAGACGAUAUUUUUGAUGAACCUACUUAAACAUUUGUUAAUGAUAAUAUGCACAUUAAUGAAGAAACUCGAAAAAAAAUAAACAAUGAUUUUAAAGAAAAGCUAGAGAGAUUUGUACCAAAAUUAUUCUAGUAAGCCUAAAUUAAAACACGUGAAAUCAUAGGCAUUAAAUAAAUCCUUAAUUCUUUGAAAAUCUCUGAUAAGCUCAUUCUAGAAUAAAGACAGAAAGAAAGGUAAGAAUAGAAUAAUCAAAAUCAAUAUAAUGGACCUAAGUAAAGAAUUCAAAAAAGAAACACUGAAGAGUUCCUUAUUGACAAACUUAAAAAGCAUUUGAUUGAAGGUUCUAAUCUAAAUUUUACUAUCCACGAUUUAAAUUAUACUCAACUCUAUUUAUGUCAUAAUCCAUGCGUAAUCUUCAUUAAAACACAACACCCAUAUCAUACACUUGAUAUAGUGAAUUAAAUGUUAAGGAAUCUCAAAAAUCCAUAAUUGUUUGAACAAGAUAAAUUUAAUACUUUGCAAAAUGAAUUUGGACAAAAUUGUUUAAAAUUGGUUAUCCAAUAAAUGUAAUAUAAUCAUUUGGUUGUUCAAAUCCCUGGUGGUUCUAUUAAAUUUGAAAUUAAAGCAGGGAAUGAAAAUUAAAAUUUAGACAUUUAUAAGGAUCAAAUUAUGAAUGUGUAUUGUUAAAUCAAUCCAGAAUUAAAGAAGAUAUGUGCAUUCUUAAACUAUUGGGCAUAUCAAAGAGGUAUCUUGGGAGAUCAUGCACUCCCUGAAUUUGCUUUGUAUUGUAUGAUAAUCGAUUUCUUUAUGACCUAAUCAUUGAUACCUAACAUAUUUAGUGAUUAAUACAGUCAAUGGAGUUAAGAAAAACUGCAAUUGAAACAGAAAAUCAAAGAUAGUGAAGAUUGUAGAUUGUCUAAAUUUAAUAAAGAUGAAUACAUAAUUCAAGUGACAUAAAAAAAUGGAAGAAAAGUAGAAAAGAUAUUUUGGCUAUCAUUUCCUAGAAGCAAAGAAGAGAUCAAAGGUGUAAUUGAAUAAUGGACUAAAACCCAAGAAAAACAAUAUCAAUAAAUCCCUUAAUUUAAUAUAGGCUAUUAAAUCAGUGUAUUCUUUCAUCUUUGGAACCAAGUUGAAAAAUACAAAGUUCCCCUUGCAUUAACCAGUGAUGUUUAAAAAGAAGGUUAAGAAAUAGGAUUAAUAAUCUAUAAUCCAUUCAUUAAAAAUCAGAUUUUGACUCCCCUGUUGCAAAAACGCCAAAAGAAUGAAGAAUUUAAGUCUUCCAAUAUGUAUCAAUAGGUGAGAUAAGAAUUCAAAAGAGCUUACGAUUUGAUUUUAUCAUGUAAUUUUGCUGAGUUAUGUGACAAAUAGUAAAUAUUAUGA
Molecule: messenger RNA, 1461 nt
Organism: Paramecium tetraurelia
Lineage: Eukaryota; Ciliophora; Oligohymenophorea; Peniculida; Parameciidae
Exons: 2
Source: RefSeq, a predicted model, not a curated record